Batrachochytrium dendrobatidis JAM81 is the source of this 1764-nucleotide messenger RNA. RefSeq lists its product as uncharacterized. Gene Ontology annotation, cellular component: nucleus. The transcript has 2 exons. The coding region runs from base 1 to 1764 and encodes 587 amino acids. Gene Ontology annotation, molecular function: endonuclease activity; ubiquitin binding. Lineage: Eukaryota; Fungi; Chytridiomycota; Chytridiomycetes; Rhizophydiales. The record is from RefSeq and is a predicted model, not a curated record.
AUGGGUGGACAUUCUCGCAACAGACCGGAACAAGCUAAUAAAACAAAAUACAUUUCUACAACAAAGCACACAGAAACGGCAUACUUGAGCAAGAUUAAAAAACCAAGCAAAAGGGUUGUUAUGCCAACUGUUGAUAAUACCAACCAAGAAAAAAGCUCAGUAGAGGACACUGCUACAGAAACCAAUUCUAAUAUCAAUGAUAAUGUGGCCAUGUCUUGCUCCUGCUCUUACUCAUCCAACCAAUCAAGCAACUUAUAUACUGAUACAAAUAGUAACAUUGAUGCUGACUGCAACCACUCGGACUUGAAUACUGGCAAUUAUUAUACUACAGUCAACCAUAGUCCAACAAAUACUGUGCUGCUACAUUCUCAAAUACUUACGAGUUUGGCAGAUGCAUUUCCUGACCACACAGAAUCUGCUGUUUUGGAUAGCCUGCAAGUCUGUAACUGGGAUGCUGAUCAAGCUGCCGAUCGUCUGUAUGCUCUGUCACUAAACUCCACUGUCGUAUCAGAAGAGCAAGCAUUAGAGUUUCCAUCAGAAGAGGUUCGAAUGCAAGUCAUUCAACCACGAAACAUGCUCACUACUGCUCCAUUGACUGCAAAACAACGCAUGAAGUUACUUCAGAAACAGUCCAAACAAAAUUCCUUGUCAGUCCCUAAUCAUUCUGACCAGCUCCAGCUCAGUUCUAUAAACUCCAUAUACACAGAUAAAAAUCAUGAUCAGGAUAUAAAGUUGCUUGGCGAGAUCUUUCCGCAAAUACAUUCUGAUACAUUGAACGAUGCUUUAAAUGCUCAUCAAGGUGAUUUGACCAAUGCAGCGGCUACUCUAUCCAAAUGGACUCAAAAGGCUGAUGGUGUUCUUGAUAUCAGAAUGACAGAAACUUUGUUGGAAAAAAUGCAGCAACUAUUUCCUUUUAUGCCUGCCCAACAACUUAUAUGUGCACUCAAAAAAUGUGAUGGAGAUGUUACUGUUGCAGCAAAUAUGCUGCUCCACGAGCCAGUUUCUGUUUUAUCGCCUUCUGAUUCCAAAUCUACAGAAAAAGACAAUACCUGUUCGUAUCUUAAUGCAACAAAAAGCAACACUACAACAGUAACGAAUCGUGUCGAGAUGAACAAGAAAGAGAAGCAAAAUCCUGGCACGUUGGGUUUGUUUGAAAAUGGAUAUACCAACGCACAAUCAGACAAAGGUGGCGAGUUUUCUUGGACAUAUAUGGGCAAUCAACUUUCUACUAUAUCAGGCAAAUCACAAUUAGCUACAAGCACUGGCUCUAAAUUUGCGUUUUCUGGAUCAUCGAAUGAGGAAGAUCCGCAUAUAUUGCGAUCCAAAGCACAAGAGUAUCUCGAGUUACGCAACACGUCUUUCCGCAAAGCCGCAUCUGCCUUUAUAAAAGGGAAACCCAGUGGGAAAGCUGUUGCUGCAUACUAUGCACAGCGAGGCCAUGACCUGUCUGCCCAGAUGUGGUCUUUAAAUGAUCAAGCAGCUCAAGCGCAACUCGAUAUAAACAGAACCAAAAGCAACAACGAUUGCAAUGUACUGGAUCUACACGGACUUAGUUUGAAGGAAGCCAAGCAAGCAGCAUCUGAAUAUGCCAACGAAUGGGCAUGCAAUCGUAACUCGGGACGUAAACUUAAGAUUGUUACUGGAGCAGGGAAUCACUCGGUUGGUGGUCAAGCAAGACUUUAUUCUGGUGUAUGGUCGCAUCUACAAAAAUGUGGAUGGUCAAUUGAAGCAGGCGGAAACGGAUGGUUUUUUGUAAUGCAAUAG